CUGUCUCCAGUAGUAUCAGAGAUGUAUCCUUGGUUAAUUAUUAUAUAAUGUAGCACCAUUAUUAGCGUGUCCUGUCUCCAGUAGUAUCAGAGAUGUAUCCUUGGUUAAUUAUUAUAUAAUGUAGCACCAUUAUUAGCAUGUCCUGUCUCCAGUAGUGAAAUAACUUGGGUCGUUACUAUGUUGUAGCACCAUAUUUGGAGCCAGUGGAUAACACUAGUGAUUCACAAAGUAUAUUUGAACAAUUCAGUACGUGAAUUUUGCUGUAAUGCUAUUACUUUUUUACGUAGGAGAGUCGUGCUUAAUUUUCCAACAGUUCAUUUUUAUAGCACUAGUAAACCCUUACUAUUACUCGUUACGAUGAUAAAAGUAAACUACGUCACGAAGAUUGUGCUUUUAAGCCCAACUGGAAUGACAAUAAAAAUAGUACAAGCAACAGUGUUGACAUCUUAAAACACGCUGUUUCUUCACAUUGUAGUUCCUUGAUUAGAGUUUAAGGAGCUGUAUUACUUUUUGUGUCAUUAUCCAAGUUGGCUGUUAAAUCUGAAAACACAGUGUUCUCAUAGCUAUGUAAGUGUUAGUACAUAACAGUUAUGAUCACUGUCAAGGUUGAAUUCGUGGGUAACUGUAGCAGAGAAAAGUUGGCCACUCUGAAGGAUGUUAAAGCUGGUGAUGAGUACAGUGACUGGUACCCCGACUUGCUACACCAGGGUCAGAGAUGUGCCAGUAAACUGAAAAAGGACCGACCAGAAAUGGCUGAGGUGUUGGUUCGACUUGAACGAAGCCGAGAGCAAGUAGUUCAGACAGCUCGAAUCAGAAAGUUAUCUUUGGAAAAGGAAAGUUUGGAGCCGGAGUCAAUGAGGCUAACUCCAAUGCAACUUCAGAUUUUCUACGACAUACGUAAAGAAGUGAGUUUACAGAUACCUGGUGCUGGUGCGUCAGGUUCCGAGCGAAGAAGUUCCGUAGCUAGUACAUCCAGUGGUUCCGAGCGAAGAAGUUCUGUAGCUAGUACCUCGAGUGGCUCAGAGCAAAAAAGCUGUGUAACAGGUACAUCCAGUGGUGGAAGCUCUAGCUCUGAUGCUCCUCCUUCAUACAGCAAGCUCAGUGCACCUAACAAUGUCACCAAUCAUACAUCUGAAGAUACACUCAAAAGUGUGGCUGGCUCUUGUCCUCGAAGUUUGUCGGAGUUAAGUGACCUUGGAGAAUAUCAGGGGUCUGCAACAAGCCAUGAUUUUUCUUCACCUGAAACUCGGAAGACUGACGCUCAAAUCUCCACUUCAUUUUCACUACCAUUAUUAACAGAGUUAGGAAGGAGCCCCUCGGCCCAUGAUAACAAUCUGGUAAGUUCUGGACCCUCCCAGGGCUCACCAGGGACGGCUAGCAAUGAAAACAGUUUGGAUGUAGAAAAGCAAGGGAACGUGAUGUGGUGAACUCUGGGAGGGUACGUCCUACGUGUGGAUUACAUGACAUUAUUAUCAGAUAGUAAGAAGGAAUCGAGAAGUGAAAAUGUACUUAUACAAAAGUUUUCUUGCAUUGAAGUUGUUUGUAAAUGUUGAUAGGACAAAUAUGCAAGAAACUCCAGUAUUGUGCUGUCAUUGAAAAGACAGUUUACUGUUCGGGUGUUUUUUUACAUACUAGCUGCACUGUAAGAUUAGCUUCAACUGCCCAAUCACAAAAUUAGAUGCUGUGAUUUAUAUGUUAUGGUUCAGAGAAGGAAAUCUGUUGUUUUAUUUAUCAUGUAUUAGGAAUGCACGUUAAAUGAAUUUUAACACCAACAUCACUAGCCAGGGAUACCCAGGUACCUAGCAAUCAACAAAAAGUUCAUGCACAUUAACUAUGGUAUAUGAAAAGAAUUGUAAAGUUAGAAAAUGGCCAAAUAUUCUUAUUGAAAUAACUCUCCAGAUCAGGAGUACACAGAUUUCUUGAGGCCUUUCAUAGGUCUCUAUUUAACACACGAGAACAAAGAACUUAAAUGGUUUUGUGAAACGUUGCAAGAAGUAACCCAAUGGAAUCUCAGAUUAUUUCGUUCGUGUCACAGGUUUAGACGGGAAUUCAAAGAUUCCCAAACGUAGUUUUAACCACUAAUUGAUAGUUCAUUAUCUCGCAAAUCUGCAAUUAAAAACUUUUUUUUUUUUAAUUAUAUGGAAUCUUUCUCUCAGCUCGAUAGGUGAAAAUAAUUCAUAAAACCAGGUUUCUGGUAUGGAUGAUGUUUUAGAAACAGCCUAGUAUUACGUGUGGUACCCUGGCUAGCAGUGUCAGUGUUAAAACUCAAAGCACUGCUUAAUAUCAUUUAAGUAUUAAGCAAAAGAGCUUAUUUACAAAAAGACCAUAAUUGUGCCGUUAUUGUCGCUAUAGCUUGUAGUUAUAUUUUGAAAUGUGCCAGAUCAUUGCUAUUGCCAAUCCUUUUAAAAACGUUUGUAAUAUGAUGGAAGUUUACCCCUUGUAAGUAAAUGAAGAUAAUGUUCUUUUAGCAUUAAGAAAUCUUGGAACAGUAGUAAUUUAUGUUGAAUGAAAGUGUCAGAACACGAUAAAGAUAUUUCAUUCCAACAAGCAUGAAAUGCUGGUCUACGUUCUUAUGUUGGGCCCUCCGAAGUGCAAGUCACAAAUUUAAAACAAAGAUGGUGGUAUUGAAUGUUAAAGGGUUAUAAGAACAGUGCCAAAUACAAGUAUUUUAGGUCUGUGUUCGUAUGUAUCUUUUAAGUAGUAGUAAAGAUGGUUUAAAAGGGUGAUUGGGAAGUUAUACUUUUUUUUUGUAAUGCAUUAACUUUACACAUUUAUAUUGCCAAUCCAAAAGCAUGUACUGUACAGAACUUGUUGGAACUUUUAAAAUCUCUCAAAACGAAGUGUCUAAUAUUUUAUGUAUGAGUUUAUUUUUUCAUAUUCAAAGCUGACAGAAAUAAAAUAUUUUAACAACUCUA
Limulus polyphemus (Atlantic horseshoe crab) is the source of this 2915-nucleotide messenger RNA. RefSeq names its product P17/29C-like protein DDB_G0287399. The transcript is spliced from 4 exons. The record is from RefSeq and is a predicted model, not a curated record. Lineage: Eukaryota; Metazoa; Arthropoda; Merostomata; Xiphosura; Limulidae. Bases 591 to 1427 code for a protein of 278 amino acids.